CACCACCAGUCAGGUCAAACCACUCCCUGGUGACUUGUACUGGUGGAUUUAUCUCGAGAGAACUUUUUUUUUGUUGCGUGACAAUGUUGCGAAACUGAUGUAGUAACAUUGUCACCCGGCUACACCUGUAUCUCCGGUAGGUCUCGGUUUUUAACGUGAUAUUAGUGUGGGUUUUUGUUUUUUUCAGCUAACAGCUAACCAGAAGAAUACGAGGUAAAUCUCGCUUUCGAAACUACUGUGGUCGAUGUUGUCUCAUGGAGGAUGUGUACAGUUAUUAGGCAAGAGGAUAUACGAGUGGUCAAGGACAGAGCAGAGGAGGUACACGCUCGGUUUCUUCGCCAUGGGGAACAACUGCAGUAAUCAUCUGGGGAUCCCUCCAGCCAAGGGGCCCAAUGCAGUGGGAUGCACCGACUUCAUGAUGGACCACACUGCACAGGGCAGCUUCUUCCGGCUUUACUAUCCCUGUCAAAAGACUGAUAAAGCAGAAAAACCAGACUGGGUACCAUGCGCUGAGUACUUCAACGGUCUGGCAGACUUCAUGAAAAUCAACAGGACUCUCAGCGAAAGGAUUUUCAACUACCUUUUUGGCUCCUUUAAGAUCCCAGCCGCCGUGGAUGCUCCGUUUAGAUCCAAUGAAAAAUGUCCUGUAGUAAUCUUCUCCCAUGGCCUUGGAGCCUUUAGGACUUUGUACUCCGCUAUUUGUGCAGAGUUGGCCUCGCAGGGCUUCAUUGUAGCGUCUGUGGAACACAGAGACCAGUCAGCCUCAGCUACGUUUUAUUUUCGUGAGAAGACAGAGUCGGAAAAGGCCAACAAGAACUCGCCUAAGACGUCUGCCUCGGCCCAAGACAACUUAGUGAGAGAGUGGAUGUACUACAGGAAUCUGCAGCACGGGGAGAGUGAAUUCCACCUCCGAAAUAAACAGGUGAAACAGAGAGCAGAUGAAUGCAUCCUGGCUCUGGAUAGACUCACUGAAAUCAACUCAGGGAUCCCAGUGCAAAAUGUUUUACAAACACAGUUUGACUGGACAACGUUGCAGAACUCCAUGGAUCUGUGUAGGAUAGCAGCGGUGGGGCAUUCCUUCGGGGGAGCGACGGUGAUAGAAGCUCUAUGCAAAGAGGUUAAAUUCAAGUGUGGCAUAGCGCUGGACUCCUGGAUGUUCCCUUUAGACGAUGAGAUCUUUCCCCGGGUGAAGCAGCCCAUCUUCUUCAUCAACUCCGAGAAGUUUCAGUGGGCGGGAAACAUCAGCCGCAUGAAGAAGCUGGACUCGGCCGUCAUAGAGCGGAAAAUGAUCACUAUCAGAGGCACAGUCCACCAGAGCUUCCCAGACUUCACCUUCCUAACGGGCAACUGGAUCGGCAAGCUGUUGAAGCUGAAGGGAGAGAUAGACCCCGAGGUCGCCAUAGACCUCUGCAACCAAGCAACACUAGCCUUUCUGCAACGCCACCUCAGGCUACAGAAGAACUUUAAUCAGUGGGACCCUCUGAUUGACGGGCAAGAUGACAACCUCAUUCAAGGAACUAACAUAACUGUGCUUCAGGCUGCCAUGUGAACCACCUCAUAUCCUGGAGAAUGUACCUAGACUGCCGGGCCCGUCGGCUGAGUGAUUUCAGCUCGUGAGUGAAAGCGGUGCCCACAAUGUGGAGCCAGGCCUGCUUGGCAUUACAAACGGACUAAAGAUUUUGAAAGUAGAAGUUAGAAAAAAAAAAAUCUCUACCUCAUCAGCAGGACAGAUUUAGUUUUCCUUGACCGACUACACCAGCGUUUGUUUCAUGGCGCCUGAAUGUCGCCGAACACUUUUCACUGUUUGUGAAUUCUUCACUAUUACCGGGAAUUUCUUGGAUAAAUUGUUUUUAAUCACUUUCAUUUUUGAGUGUAUAUGAACUGAGAUUAUAAUUUAAUUUCACACGAAGACCGUAUGUCUCUUUGGAUGUAUGAACUUCCAACAGAGACGAGCUAUUAUGAUUGCAGUGUGAUUAUGGAACAAGACCUAUAAUGAGAAUCUAACCAACCAAUGGGCGUUGUUAGAACGAUUGAGGGCUCUUAUUAACCCAGCCAAGAUAUCAAAAUACAUGUAUCCAUUCUAAAUUUAAAAGAGGGCAGCUAAAUACAGAGAGUAAAUCAGUAUCAUUAAGCUUACUAACACUAAACGGUUGCUUUAAGAAAGCAUGUGCCUUAACUCUACUGUUCACCCUGGGUCAAUGUAACAGCCUUCUUCUUUUAUACCGUCUGAAAAAUCUGCCAUAACAGCCACCCAAUAAAUCUGGUUUGU
Molecule: messenger RNA, 2269 nt
Organism: Anoplopoma fimbria (sablefish)
Lineage: Eukaryota; Metazoa; Chordata; Actinopteri; Perciformes; Anoplopomatidae
Gene: pla2g7
Product: phospholipase A2, group VII (platelet-activating factor acetylhydrolase, plasma)
Exons: 11
Coding region: 245-1549 (434 amino acids)
Molecular function (GO): 1-alkyl-2-acetylglycerophosphocholine esterase activity
Source: RefSeq, a predicted model, not a curated record